GAGAAGGAGAUGCCACCCCUACAGGGACGAUAAGCCGGCCAGGUGGUGGAGGCACUCAAGGAACCGCAGAGGACCGGCGCAACGGUUUCUCCGGGACCCGACGGGACCUCAACCCUUCGCGCAUUCAUCCCGAUCGAGUGUGCUAUCCUGACGACCGACGAGCUGAUCCGUCCCCGCUUACCGUCUGCCAUUGGGUUUGUCACCACUGGUCCUUUCGCCCAAUCACACAUCCUCCGAUCAUAAUGAGGUCUACAUUCAGGUUGCUGGCCAACGUCAAGCCGGCUCGGUACUUGGAGCCUUUCGCUCCCACCGGCUUGACCGGCCUCGUCACUCACCCUAGCCCUCGCCCGACCCUGAUCUUCCUUUACACAUCCACCCUGGAGAAGCUGAAGGCUUUCCCCGAGUCUUCCGUCUACCGCCAGUCUACCGAGGCUUUGACCCGCCACCGCCUACAGAUCGUCGAGUCUACGAAGCCGCCCGGAUUCGAUGCUUGGUUAGAGCGUGCGAAGAAGGCCGUGGCUGCUGAACCCGAGCGCUUCGCUUCUCUUCGCCGUUCCGACGGUUCAUAUGCGGCCUUUCAGCGGGAUGAUGGAUCCGACAACCCUCGUGGUGAGGAAUGGGAUGGAGAGAGCAUCGAGCCGACCUCUGAGGGUCCUGCUCGCACAGCGGAGGAAGAAGCCCGGUGGCACCAGGCCAUUGAGGAAUCUACUAAGCCCGGGGCCGAUGCAGCAGCAGAUUUCUAUCUUAACGAUAUGAAGUGGGAGAAUGAACCCGCCCUGGAGGCUGAGCAGGUUGCCGAAAUCGAGAAACAGAUUGGCGCUGGCCUCAUCGAGGAGGUUAUCCAAGUUGCAGAGGGCGAGUUGAAGGUCGUUGACGAGCUGUACAAGUCUGGAGCGUGGGAGGAGCUCGAGGAGAAGGCCAGACCUGGCCAGUGGUCCUACUUUGAGCGCCAGACAGAGUAAGCAUAGAAUGUUGCUCUCAUGAAUGGAGGAUUUGAAACUAGAUCCCGACCCGCCUGUAAUUAUUAGUUCAUGUGUGAAACAAAAAUGGUUGUCAACCUUAGGCCAACAAUUUUCAUGACGGUUUAUCACUUUACCUGCAGCAAUGAUCGUGAUAUCUGCUUGCAUGGAUCCCGUGGGAGCUACGGACCUGGCACGAC
Messenger RNA from Aspergillus sclerotioniger CBS 115572, 1159 nucleotides. Its product is annotated as complex I NDUFA5 subunit family protein. Gene Ontology annotation, biological process: respiratory electron transport chain. The transcript has 3 exons. Bases 243 to 962 code for a protein of 239 amino acids. The record is from RefSeq and is a predicted model, not a curated record. NCBI's taxonomy places the organism in Eukaryota, Fungi, Ascomycota, Eurotiomycetes, Eurotiales, Aspergillaceae.